AGCGGGAGCUGUCCACGGUGCUGAAGCAGCGGCGGCGACAGCGGCAGGGACGCGGGCCGGGAGCAGGGAGCUCUCCUGGAAGCUUCACCGCGGCCGCGAGGCGGGGAUGCCGUUGCUCGCCGGCCCAUGCCCGGUCCCCAAGCCCCGCGAGGAGGCGGGACGGUCCGCAGAGCGACAGGGAGGAAAAACGAGGCCCUGCAUUUGUGAUCUGAACCAACAUCCCAACCUAAGCUUCGUGCUCCAUCGCCACACUGGGUGACAAUCACAUGGAACUCACAGCAAAGCGUUGUCCAAGCAGGACCCCUAGGCACAUGGCGGUCCCACACCCCAGCACACCUGUACCUGCUCUGCAUCCGGAGCUGGCCUGUUGGGUCACAUGCCCUGUCUGCUGUGCUUUGGUACUCUUCAUUAGACAUUCCUCUAGCCCCAGGUUCAGUGCAGAACUCUCAGGGACUCAGCACCACAGCAGCCUCUUCUCAUCCCGUUCCCCUCAUCAGAAUGCCAGCUGGGAAGUCAGAAAGGCCCCAGUGGGUGAAGACAAGUCCUGAAGCCCAGAAAUAAAGAUCGAAGCCUCUGGGGCUGGACAGAUGGCUCAGUGGGCUCCGUGAAGACUGUGUGGCUGCCGGAGACUUCCCUCCCUGGCGAGGUCCUGCCUGAGGAACCAUGGAGAGCCUGAGUGAACUACAGAACCCACUGCUGCCUAGAAGCCCCACCCACCUCCACAGACCCUACCCCUACUCGGAGGCCCCGCCCGGCUGGUCCUGCCAGGAGCAGCUUUAUUCCUUCCUCCUAGGAGGUGCUGGUCCUGCCCGUGCCCACCAGCUCCUAGACCCAGGGUCCCUGCAACUGGCCGUGGAGGCCUGGUAUCGGCCUAGCUGCCUCCUGGGGAGGGACAAGGUCAAAGAGCCCAAAGCAGGCAGCUGUGAGACCAGCUUCACCGAAGCCAGGGAACCUUUAGCGGGACCCGCAGAAGAGGGCUCAGAACCUGGUCAAGCUGAGGAGGAAGUAACCAUCCACACUGUGUCCUACGGGGUUCAAGAGGAGUUGCAGGGCCAGGAGGACAGUCAGGAGGAGGAGAGCGAUGGGACCUCCAGCGAGAGUGAGUGUGAAGACGCUUUCCUCACCCUGCCUCCCAGGGACCACUUGGGACUCACUCUCUUCUCCAUGCUCUGCUGCUUCUGGCCUCUGGGCAUUGCUGCUUUCUAUUUCUCCCAGGGGACCAGCAAGGCCAUCUCCAAAGGGGACUUCCGCCUGGCCAGCACCACCUCUCGCCGAGCUCUCUUCCUGGCCACACUCUCCAUCGCUGUGGGGGCCGGUCUCUAUGUGGCUGUGGUGGUAGCUCUGGCUGCUUACAUGUCCCAGAAUGGCCAUGGCUAGUGGUCAGUAGGACUGUCAUCCCAGCUCUCCUGGCCUACCGGUGUAAAGCUCAGAACUGUGUAUUCUAUGGAGCACCUUGGCCCUGAAGAGAAGUACCUGCGACAAUAGCUUGCUGAGGCGAGACCUCCCCUUCUGCAGCCCACACAGGGGCCAUCUUGCCCUCUUGCCCACUGUUUUCCAGUCCCAGAGCAGACUGGGUGUGGAUGGGAAGCAGGUGCAGCAGGGUGGUCCAAGAGGCCUAGCCUGGUAUACUCUGCCCACUCCCUACAGGACCUCUGCCCCAUAGGCAACUCAGUCUCUACUUGCCACCUUCCCCCCAGAGAAUGAGCAGGAGGUUCCAGGAAGGAAAAAAGAAUUCCCAAGGGAUAAAGUACCUGGCUGGACUUUUCAGUUCAGAGGGUUCUCAUCUGUGCACAUUUUGAGCAGCUGCCCCACCCCCCACCCCCUCAGGGCUGAGACCCUCCAACCAGGAAAGAAAACCAUGGGCCCCAACCAUCUCUUGCUUUGGAUACUGCAUGUCUCCCUGUUACUGUGGAAGACACUCUGCGGUGUCUCUCAGAUAGAGAUGGAGCCAGAGAGCUCUGUAAUGAGGGCAGGUUGCUAAGGCUUUUCUAUACCAG
Messenger RNA from Mus caroli (Ryukyu mouse), 1997 nucleotides. It is a transcript of the gene Syndig1l, whose product is annotated as synapse differentiation inducing 1 like. Gene Ontology annotation, cellular component: membrane; intracellular membrane-bounded organelle. NCBI's taxonomy places the organism in Eukaryota, Metazoa, Chordata, Mammalia, Rodentia, Muridae. The record is from RefSeq and is a predicted model, not a curated record.